Acipenser ruthenus (sterlet) is the source of this 2908-nucleotide messenger RNA. Its product is annotated as bifunctional apoptosis regulator-like. Gene Ontology annotation, biological process: proteasome-mediated ubiquitin-dependent protein catabolic process. Lineage: Eukaryota; Metazoa; Chordata; Actinopteri; Acipenseriformes; Acipenseridae. Gene Ontology annotation, molecular function: ubiquitin protein ligase activity; protein binding. The transcript has 8 exons. The record is from RefSeq and is a predicted model, not a curated record. Bases 370 to 1731 code for a protein of 453 amino acids. Gene Ontology annotation, cellular component: nucleus.
UGAGCAGAGCCGCCAGCUGCCAUCCCUCUUGUCCAAUAGAAUGCUGCCUGGGCGGUACCGCAGGUCGCUGGAAGUGCCGUGCUGUGAAUUGAUGUGUUUGCGGGCUCGUCUGUGAAGCGCUGUGUUUUAUAUACGGUAUAAUAAGCCGUACGUGUACACUCGGUGUGUUUUAUGUGGAUUUCCUCGUCAUGAUAUGAAUAAUGAAAGCCGGGUCUUUUGGGUGAGAAAGGUAGGUUUCAUGUCGUCACGCUGCAGUUUGAGGAGCGAGGCCCGUUUUGCAGACUGUUGAAAUGGUUUGGAAACAUGGUGCUUUGUGAGGCUGAUGAGUAAAGACGCUUCACCCCGGGAGCGCUCACCAAAGAUAUUCCAAUGAAGGGGGAUGCUGAUUCUGAAGAAUUGAAAUCCGAGUGCUGGUACGAUAUAGAAAGCCCCCACAAAGCUUCCAGCAGCCUGAUCUCUGAAAGCGAUUUCUCCUGCCACUGCUGCUAUCACAUCCUGCUCAAUCCCACCACCCUGAACUGCGGACACAGCUUCUGCAGGCACUGCCUGGCGCUCUGGUGGGAAUCCUCCCGGAAAACAGAGUGUCCGGAAUGCAGGGCGAAAUGGGAAGGCUUUCCCAAGGUCAACAUCCUGCUGAGGGACGCAGUAGAGAAGCUGUUCCCUCAGGUUGUGGUGGAGAGGCGGGGUGAGGUUGACUCGAGCCCCAGGAUCGUACAGAGCCUGUCUGCCUUCCAGAGGUACGGGGAUGACUGGGCUUCCCAGGGGCUGAACCCGCUCAGCGGGCACCGGCCGCGAGGGUCCGACUUCUUCUCGGGGGUGCUCACCGCCCUCACCUGCAUCGCAGUGGUGCUGCUCGGGUAUCACUGGAGCAGCAGAGAGGCUCAGCAGGAUCUUCUGCUCCAUAAACCUGUGACAAAGUGGACCGCAGAAGAUGUCAUUCUGUGGCUGGAGCAGCUGGGACCCUGGGCUUCUCUUUAUAAAGAGAGAUUUCUGGAGGAGCAAGUGAAUGGAAGACUCCUAAUGAUGCUUGAAGAAGAGGAGUUUGCCAAAAGUCCCUUCAGCAUUGAGAACCACACCCACAGGAAGGCAGUGCUGAUGGAGCUGGAGAGAGUGAAAGCACUGGGAGUCAAGUCUCCUCAAAACCUCUGGGAGUACAGGGCUGUGAAUGGAGGGAAGUCUCUGUUCCUGGUCUAUGCCUUGAAGAGCUCUCCCCGCCUCACUCUGCUCUAUCUGUACCUGUUUGACUACACUGAAACAUUCCUACCCUUCAUGCACACCAGCUGCCCUGGCAGUGCGGACGCAGCUGAGGAGCCAGAUAUUCUAACAAAGCAUUUGCUGAAUGACCCCAGCUGGACGCAGUGGGUGGAGUUCCUUGUGAAGUACUCCCUCCUCCCAUACCAGCUGAUGGCAGAGUUUGCCUGGGACUGGCUGGCUGUGCACUACUGGACGUCGCGCUUCAUCAUUGUCAAUGCUAUGCUGCUGUCUGUGCUGGAAGGCUUCACCCUCUGGAGGCUGUGGUCACGCGGGGAGCUCAGCAGGGCUCUUCCUCAUCGCAUGUGGAGUCACUUCUGGAAAGUGUCAAUGCAGGGGCUGCUUGUCGCCAUUGUCUGGCCCAUGAUUCCACAGUUCAUCUGCAACUGCUUGUUCUACUGGGCCCUGUACUUCAACCCCAUCAUAAACAUUGACCUGGUGGUGAAAGAAGUGCGUCGCCUGGAGACGCAGGGGCCGUAAGAGAAGUUAAACCUGCUUUAAAACCUUCACAUCCUCGCUACUGAAAAGCCUUUUAAACGCCACGUGCCAGAAACGCGGUGGUCUGAUGUGAAAACGAAGUCUGUGAGACUGCUGUAGCUGUGCCACGAUGAUGUCAAGGUAAACGUUUUUGAAAGAACAUUGAAAAGCGAUUCUUCAGUGGCUUUCAAACCCAUGUCAAGCCAAACUGUAAUGUUUAAAUGCAGCUUUAAUGAAAAACCUGAAACAGACUGAUUUGAUUGUAGAAACUGAAACCCACCUGAAGCUGAUCAAAUGGGGUGUUCGGCCUCUUUUUCCACCAAAACAAACUGAUUGUAAUUUUAAAAGAUAGUAAUUGCAGUGCUCAAUGGCAUGUGGUAGUGGAACAGGUUACUGCAUGCUGUGUGAUUGGAUGAACCUUCUCCUCUCGCUCUUCGAGUGAAGUGCUCACUAUAGUCUUGUACAGUAAAUUGCAAUAAAGAGAUUACAAAGAUAGACUGUUCUGUUUAACAUUCGUGAAGGGAUGUAACAGUGUUCCUGUGAUCCAAUCACAUGACCUCUUGCAGGGAUGCUACCAGAAAUAACCUUCAUUAGUGUUGAACCAAUAUCUGCACCUAGAGCCAAAUGCAGCCACUAAUUCCUCAAUGUAAAAUAAUAACUGCUGUAUCUGCCUGAAUGUUUUCUUUAGUUGUUGAGUGAUAGCGCCAAAACACUUGCUUUGAAGGACUUAAGCUUUUUUUGGCUUCUAUGUGAUAUUUUCCCUUCAGAACGGAGUAUAUAAGGGCUAUCACAUUUAUUCGUUUUGGUUAUGAAAGGUUCACGUGCCAUGAAAGGGUGGUUCGUCUCUGUUUAUCGUUAAGGGAAAGUUCUGAUCUUGUCUGUUGAUGCUCUUUUUAAAAAUGUUGUAGAUAUUCAUUGAAAUGAAAUAAAUUUGCACUUUGGUAUAAAUAGCACUGUGAUCUAUUCAUACACACAUGUCUUUUUUUUUUCAAGAUGAAUAAUGUAGGAAAGUGAUUCAGUGUUUUUCUGUCUGCGUCAUUGAGUGAUUGUAUCUUUUGUGUUGUAAUGUAUAAUUGCGUUUUCAGACACGGAACAGAGCGGUCAAGAGGAGCACUUGUAAACAAUCGAGUAAAAUACAGUAUGGAAAUGAAAUGUAUUGCAAUAAAGAAUUAAAGCCUUA